CUUCAAAUAAAGACUUUACCGUCCUCAAAUUGGAGCACUGUAAUCAUCACUACUGAAAUUCUGAGUGAACUGAAGAUUGACAGCAUCCCACUUAUGACAGCCUUCAGUGCUCUUCAGACUUGGAAAUGUUACUUCUUCUCAACGUUUGUCGCGGUUGGAAUUUUAAGCCUCUUUUACAUUUUCCGGCUAGAAGUGGCUGAUUCCUAUAUCUUUAAACAGUUGUUUCGAAAGAGAAACGUACCUGACAAUGAAACGAGCUCAUAUAUAAUGAUAAAUGAAACUAAUGCAGAGAUUGCAAACCACAUUUUCACAAAUGCUUAUAGACCGACCACGCCCGCAUCAGUUGAAGAGGAAAGAAGUAUUGGAGUUCAGAAUGUAGAGAUUACAAGGCCCGGGUUCAUAUCUUGCAAAGGCAAUGCAACACGGGAAGCAUACGGGGACUCAGAUUGUUCUGAUAACUCAAGGCGAGACAAUUUGUGCCAUCUUCUUCGUGCCUGGACUAUUGCAGCCAAGGAACACAACAUUAUUUACACUUUAGCUGCAGGGAGUCUUAUUGGAAUGCUACGCAAUAACGAUCUAAUUCCCUGGGAUACAGAUAUCGACAUAUUCCUCCACGUGAAAUAUUUCCCGCUUUUGCAAAAAUGGGAGAAAGAGAAAAUGUUUACAAGUCUUGAAGAAUCAAUCUAUCUGGCGACUCAGCCAGGACCAGUAAAUAAUGUUCCCGAGGAAAAAAGAACGCGUCACAACUGUAACGGAAAGGUGACGUCAAGUUACUCAGACAUGUGCUCUUUUCUAGAGCCUAUGGCGAGGUUAAUAAGAGGAAAUUGCUUUAUUGACUUUUUUCAUUAUGAAGAAAAAGACGACAUGGUGGUAGAGCAUAAAGAAAAUCUUGCUGUUAGCAUGCAUAAAUAUACAGAUUUCUAUCCCUUUAGGCCGUGCGUUUUCAUGGGUUUUUCAGUUUCAUGUCCAAACAAACCCUUGGAAGUUUUACGAGUUACUUACAAUAGUAAGUCUGACAUGAGGAAACCGCCCAAAGUUUGUAAGAAUGGUAACUGGGUUUCUAAUAAAUGAAAACUAACAAACAAACUUUAACCUACAACUUUUGACUUGGUUGUAGAAUGGCGUAUUAUUUUGUCACUAGUUAAUAAGUUUUGUUUUUACAGGAAGUUCUUGAUUUUAUCUUGAUCUACCGGUUUGCACCAUUUUUCGUUCUUGAUUUUAACUUGAUCUACCGGUUUUGCACCAUUUUUAAAUUACCUGUCUGUAUAUGUGACUUUUCCAACACGUGUAGUUCAGUGGAGUCGCGAGUAAGGAGUUAAGUUUCAAGUUUCAAGUAUUUCCUAUUCGAUUAGGGAAAAUUUUUAUUCGAUCAAUGAACGCCAAUCGAGUUUAUAAAAUUGUUAAUCAGCCAAAGACUAGUUCUAAGUGAGGUUUUGGGAGUAUAAAAGUCAUUAAAGAGAUCAUAUUCAUA
Pocillopora damicornis (cauliflower coral) is the source of this 1471-nucleotide messenger RNA. RefSeq lists its product as uncharacterized. NCBI's taxonomy places the organism in Eukaryota, Metazoa, Cnidaria, Anthozoa, Scleractinia, Pocilloporidae. The record is from RefSeq and is a predicted model, not a curated record.